This is a messenger RNA of Aplysia californica (California sea hare), 1396 nucleotides long. RefSeq names its product homeotic protein antennapedia-like. The record is from RefSeq and is a predicted model, not a curated record. The transcript is spliced from 3 exons. Gene Ontology annotation, cellular component: nucleus. Bases 1 to 891 code for a protein of 296 amino acids. Lineage: Eukaryota; Metazoa; Mollusca; Gastropoda; Aplysiida; Aplysiidae. Gene Ontology annotation, biological process: regulation of transcription by RNA polymerase II; anterior/posterior pattern specification. Gene Ontology annotation, molecular function: DNA-binding transcription factor activity, RNA polymerase II-specific; RNA polymerase II cis-regulatory region sequence-specific DNA binding.
AUGGGGGUCAACCCUGGCUCUUCCAACCCCGGGGUCAUCACGUACGAGAGCUGCUCUCCCAGCUACUCGCCCUCCUACAUGAGGUAUUCCUACGACGCUAGAGUGGAGAAUCGAACCCCGCACGCCCAGGAGGUCAACGUAAACGUGAGCAUAAAACACCUAGAGCCUCCACCACAUCAUCACAUAUCGGGACAUCAGCAGCCGCAACCGCCUCAACAACAGCAGCCACAGCAGCAGCAUAGUCAUCAGCAGCCUCCAAUCGCUCACCAUUCUCACACGCCGCAGCACCAGCAGCACCAUCAUCCCCAGCCACCGCUGCAACAUCCGCAGCAGCAACCGCAACAGCAACAGCAGCAGCAGCAGCAGCAAAACCCAGACGUUGCUGCUACCCCUGGUGCUGCUGGACUGCCUGGAGAUGUGUGCACACCGCCCCACAUGGCUUCUUACUACUACCCCCAACAAGGCAUGCCCGACCCCAGCGUUUCCCCCAACAGUUACAACGCAGGGAUGCCUAAUCCGGCCUGUAUGUCUGGGAUGGGAUCUCCAAACAUGCCCGUCUACCCAUGGAUGAGACAGACGAACGGAGAAGUCCACUUCGAGCAAAAGCGCACACGCCAGACGUACACCCGGUACCAGACCCUGGAGCUGGAGAAAGAAUUCCAUUUCAACCGCUACCUCACCCGGCGUCGUCGUAUAGAGAUCGCACACAUGCUGGGCCUCACCGAGAGACAGAUCAAGAUCUGGUUCCAGAACCGACGCAUGAAGUGGAAGAAGGAGAACAAUCUGCAGAAACUGACCGGCCCCGAUAAGCCGAUCAAAGAGGAGUGCGUGAGUCCAAGAGACUGCUCCGCGAAAGUGAAAAACGAGGAGUGUUCUUCGCCGGACUGCUAGUGGUAGCGAAUCAAACUUUUGUAUAUUCUUAUUCGGAGACUGCUCCACCCACGAAAGUGAAAAAAAAAAAAACUACGAGUGUUUUUUCACAAGAGUGCUAGUGGUAGCGAAUUAGACUUUUGUAUAUUCGGAGACUGCUUGACGAAAGUGGAAAACGAGGAGUGCUCUUCUACGGACUGCUAUAAGUGGCAAAUCAAACGUUUGUAAUAUUAUAUCAGAAGAACUAAACCCCCUUUGCGGUACUGUACCUUUUGUGUCAAAUUGCUUCUCCUCCACCUCCCGUGUGUUAAUUCUCUUAUAGACUAGUGACCUUCUCGGCCCUUGGCGAGCCGUUUCCAUAAACUGUUGGGACAGUGAGUGCCCGUUCUGAUAAUGUUAUUAUAAUGAUCUGUUGGAAUAAACCGGCAAAUCUUAUUUAUAAGCACGAAGCAAACAACCUGUGCGCUUGGGCUUCUGCAAUUGGUCGCUUUUAAGGACAAGCGGACUAACCCGGAUUUCGGGGGUU